Messenger RNA from Durusdinium trenchii, 480 nucleotides. The record is from the annotation of a GenBank genome assembly. NCBI's taxonomy places the organism in Eukaryota, Dinophyceae, Suessiales, Symbiodiniaceae.
AUGGCUGUGGCAACUGCUUUCAUCAGGCUCAGACGCCAGCUUCUGCAACUUCACGGCCGAUGCUUCAUGUUUCGUGCCCUUAGUGCAUGCGGAAGACGGCUCGGCUGCAGCAGCCUUGGAGGCAGCCUUGGAGGCAUCCAACGCUGCCCACCAGAGAGGCCUUGGAUGUGCGAGUCCACUUCGACCUGCAAAGAGAGCUGCGCCUCGUACGGUGGGCGCAAGAGUUGCACUCCCGGCGAGUGGCCGGCCAAUUUGCCAGAGAUCUUUGAGGCAGCCUCCUUCGCGCCAGCUUCCUUGUCUUUGAGAUUUGGUCCCAGGAGCUACUUGUCCAACAACGUCUCCAACUGCGUCUUCUCGUGGAGUGGGGGAACCAUUCCCAGACACGCCAAAUGUCGGCACUGGAGGACAAGUGCCUUGAUGGCAGUUGGCAAUGGUGGUAGAUCCAAUGAGCUUUGCUCGCCGAUCCUGGGCGAGAGUUGA